CUUUAAGGGGGCUGGGACUGUUCAACCGCUUGGCUUGCAUAUGGAAUUUUUUUUUUUUUUUUCACUUCCUUUUCACAGUGAAGACAUAACCGCUGCAGCCAGCCCGGAGGAAGCACUGCAGCUCUUGGUCUGUUUGGAGUGAGAAAACAGCUGGACUGAAGCUCAAACUCCACCUGGAAACCAACAUAUCUGAAGUGAGAGCGGCUCCUGGAGGAGCUCAGGAGCACAUCCGGAGGAGCAUUGGAUUUUACUGGUCGGGUCCACCCAGACAAAAUGACCCACAGUUGUGUAGGCUGCAGCACCAAUCAGGAAGCAGCUGUGGGUGGCUAAAGGGGAAGAGCUCACAGGUGAAGCAGACAGAGAACAGCAGAGGAUCAGCAGGCGACCAUGCUGAGGAGAAACACGCUCCCCACCAACAGCAGGAGCACCAGGAGCAUACCCAGGUUCUAACGUAUCAUAAACAGUUGACCAGUCACAGCGGAGUGGGCCUUUUUAGGACUGGGUUUCAAACAGAAAUAGGAUGAGGUAUAGCUUCAGACUCAUCUACAUUUUCUCCUAUAACUUGUUCCAGUUCUGUGGUCACACAUGGAUCCUGGCCAACACCAUCGCAAGGUUUUUCACCUUUGGUAAAGACGCUCUAGCAGACACCUUCUACUCCGUGGGCUUUGUGAUGAGCCUGUGCCAGCUGCUCUCCAUCCUGGAGAUCUUCCACAUCGCAGAUGGGAUCGAGAGGGCGCGGCUUCUUCCUCGCUUCAUCCAAGUGAUGGAGAAGAACAUCCUGCUGAUGAUGGUCAUCAUGUUGGAGGAGAUCCAAAGUACGCCAGUGGUGUGUGUGCAGUUCUUCCUGUGGAAUAUAAUGGACCUCUUACGGUACCCUCAUGAACUUCUGUCCGUUAUGGAGAGACCCUCCAUCGCCAUGUUGUGGAGCCGUUACUCUCUCUGGAUUCCCGUGUACAUCCUGUCAGUCGCCAACGAAGGUGUCAUCGUUUAUCAGGCCCUGCCGUACCUGGAGCAGUCAGCCUCCCGCUCUGCUUACAUUCACCUCCCCUUCCUGAUGAUGCUCUACCUGUCGCUCCUCACUGUAGGAGCCCCAGUAACAGUGUGGCAGCUGCUGAAGGAGAGGAAGCACCAUCUGGACAAAUGGUACAAGAGGAAGAAGAAGAAAUGAUACGCCGUUUGCUUCCUCGGGGAUGGAUCUAAAGUGAAUAACCCCAGACAGCAAAGAAAAACAAACAAGAAGGAACAUUUAGCGAAACGGUUUUAAUGAAGACGUGGUUCUGACAGAGCAGGAAUUCUGUUCAUGACCCAAAAAAGAGCAAAACCAAAGGUCCUCCUCAAGUUUCUUUCACCAAGUAGGACAGAUGAUUUCUGUGCAGGUGUUACCAUGGUUACAGCAUGCUGGGGUUCUUCUGAACUACCAGCCAUAAGCUCUGGUCCACACGGCCUUCUUCCUGAACUCAGCGGAGGACUUCAGACCCAAGAGAGCAGCUGAAACAAGAGCAGAACACUGAUGAUGGAGAACUCUGAGCUUGAAUAGAUGUUCCUCUUUCAGAAGCUUGGUUCCUGUGGGGGACAGUCGUGAACACUUAGAAUAAAUGAAAGAAGGUGUUUGUGUAGUGGACCGUUCUAAACUCGCCACACUAACAGCAGAGCCAUUCUAACAUGACAAUGAGUAGCUCCUAUAGUUCACUACCCUGCACAUGUGUCCCUUUAGGUAGGUUUUAUAGUGCAGAUCGCUUCAGGACUGCAUGCAGUCAGGUCUGUUCCCCCUGGACAACAUCAUAGUUCAAUCUGCUCCCCUAAGGCCAGGCUAUUCAAGUUUCAAAUAGUUUUCCAGGUUUCCUCAAGGUAUUCCAAACCUUUGCUUUGGCUGCUCAUUUCUUCAUCCACACCAAUUUCAGAGGAAUGAUUUGGUUUGUUCUUGUUCAUUAGGCUGCACUAUAACCUUUAAACCAUGAGGUAGAAAUAAUUAAACAUAAAAUAAACAUAAUAUUUUAGCUAUAAAGAGCUGUUAGUUGAAUACUUGGCAUGUAAAGGAGAUUGCAAUCAAGUAAAAAUAAACGAUGCAUCUCUUAGUCCCUGUUUCCAGUCUUUGCUGUUUUCUUUCCUGUUUCUUAUGGAGUAACUCAACCCCAACAAGCAUUUUUUGCCAAUAAACUGUUAAUAUGGUUGCUUUAAAGUA
This is a messenger RNA of Fundulus heteroclitus (mummichog), 2182 nucleotides long. RefSeq names its product 3-hydroxyacyl-CoA dehydratase 4 (gene hacd4). Gene Ontology annotation, cellular component: endoplasmic reticulum membrane. The record is from RefSeq and is a predicted model, not a curated record. The transcript has 9 exons. Gene Ontology annotation, biological process: very long-chain fatty acid biosynthetic process; fatty acid elongation; sphingolipid biosynthetic process. Lineage: Eukaryota; Metazoa; Chordata; Actinopteri; Cyprinodontiformes; Fundulidae. Gene Ontology annotation, molecular function: 3-hydroxyacyl-CoA dehydratase activity. Bases 521 to 1168 code for a protein of 215 amino acids.